AUGGGUUCAAUGGAGACGGAACCGCUAGUAUCAGCGUUUUCUGCAGUGGAGGAAAUUCCUCGAUCAAAUUCGAAGCAUGCAUCCGAUGGCGAAGUUGAGAAAAUUCUCUCAGACGAUACCGUCCCUUUCCUCCACCGUAUGGGAUCCGCCGCGUUGGUGGAGUUGAGGCUCCUCUUCUUCCUCGCUGCCCCUGCGGUGGUUGUCUACCUCAUCAACUACGUCAUGUCCAUGUCCACGCAAAUUUUCUCCGGUCACCUCGGUAACCUCGAACUCGCCGCCGCCUCCCUUGGUAACACUGGCAUCCAAAUCUUCGCUUAUGGACUCAUGGUAUCCACGUUGAUCUCUGAUCCUAUUCUAUUUCAUCUUAAUUACCAUGUAUAA
Molecule: messenger RNA, 381 nt
Organism: Sphenostylis stenocarpa
Lineage: Eukaryota; Viridiplantae; Streptophyta; Magnoliopsida; Fabales; Fabaceae
Source: the annotation of a GenBank genome assembly